CUGGUGUUUUCAUUUCAGCAAUGUUUAUAGUUAUUGGAGCAUAUUAUAUAGCUACAUCCAGAGAUUUAAAGCGCAUAGAAUCUGUUAGUAGGUCUCCGAUAUAUGCAGCAUUUGGCGAAACUAUAAUAGGUGUAUCUACUAUCAGAGCAUUUGGUGCCGAAAAAAGAUUGAUGAAAAGAAUGUUGCGACUCGUAGAUGAUAAUAAUCGACCUUACAUAUUCAAUUGGGCAUGCAAUCGAUGGCUUCAUGCUCGUAUUGAUUUCGUAGGUGGUCUAGUUGGACUUUCCACUGCUUUUAUUAUUGUAUAUAAUCUUUCCAAGGGAAUGGAUCCAGGUUUAGCAGGUUUCGCAUUGAUAAAUGCUUUAAGUUUAACCGACAAUGUAAUUUGGGUUAUUCGUUUGUAUUCCAUGCAGGAGUUGAAUAUGAAUUCAAUUGAGAGAAUCCAAGAUUAUCUGGAAUUGGAAGAAGAACCACCAAGAAUUAUUGAAGGUCAUCGCCCACCACAGGAGUGGCCUUCAAGAGGAGAUAUUCAAAUUGGAGUUGUUGGUAGAACUGGGUCUGGGAAAUCCACGUUGGCUACAUCUUUUUUUAGAUUUAUGGAACCAAUUUCUGGUCAAAUAAUUAUUGAUGGUAUAGAUAUUUCAACUAUUGGUCUUUUCGAUUUAAGGUGCAGGCUUACUAUAAUACCUCAAGAUCCGGUGUUAUUCAGCGGAACGUUGAGGAGCAAUCUGGAUGUUUUUGGUGAACAUGAUGAUGCUGAACUAUGGAAUGCACUUCGAAGAGCUCAUCUAAUCGAUGAUGCAACUACAGAUUCAGGCACUAGUAAUGAUAGCAAAUUAUCACAGAACGAACAACCACAAAGCCAAAUAUCAUGGACUCUCGACGAACCCGUUAGUGAAAAUGGUAACAAUUAUAGUCAAGGUCAACGGCAGCAGAUUGCACUCGCGAGGGCAUUGGUUCGUAAAUCUAAGUUAAUUAUUAUGGAUGAAGCAACAGCUAGUGUAGAUUUUGAGACAGACCGUAUGAUUCAAAAAACAAUACGUGAAGAGUUUAGCGACGCAACUCUACUAU
This is a messenger RNA of Racocetra persica, 1071 nucleotides long. The record is from the annotation of a GenBank genome assembly. NCBI's taxonomy places the organism in Eukaryota, Fungi, Glomeromycota, Glomeromycetes, Diversisporales, Gigasporaceae.